This is a messenger RNA of Gambusia affinis (western mosquitofish), 5858 nucleotides long. RefSeq lists its product as uncharacterized. Gene Ontology annotation, molecular function: ATP binding; hydrolase activity; aminoacyl-tRNA ligase activity. The transcript has 5 exons. NCBI's taxonomy places the organism in Eukaryota, Metazoa, Chordata, Actinopteri, Cyprinodontiformes, Poeciliidae. Bases 158 to 4891 code for a protein of 1577 amino acids. The record is from RefSeq and is a predicted model, not a curated record. Gene Ontology annotation, biological process: tRNA aminoacylation for protein translation.
CGGAGUGACUCUUGAGAUCUAAACAGCGAGGGGCAAAUCAUCUGAGUGGAAAGACACAACCCAUUCCGACUUUUCCUCCCACUGAGUGGUCUCCCACUGGAGCGGCUGGCCAAGUCUUGGACAAAGUCCUUUAGAGAGCCCCCUCAGUUCUGACAGGAUGACUCUUCUCAACUACCCAGUUCCAGAGUUGGACACUACACUGCGAGAAGUGAGCCGUGUUCUGCAGCUCACGCUAAGCCCUGAUCUUUACCUGGAGUUCAAAAGCACCCUGGAACAGCAGAGGAAUGCCCUGGAAGAGGCCCAGAGGAAAUUAGAGGCCAUUGCAACAGGCCAAGAGAACUGGGUGACUGAGCAGUUCAAGAGGGGUUUGCUUUCUUGUGCUGACCCCCUGCCUACUUCAACGGCCCUCCCGGUUGUUCUUCUUCCAUCUAAAGUUAAGGGAUGCUCUCAGCUUGGGAGGGCAGCUGCUCUGCUCUGGGCAGCAGCAAAGCUGUACAGUGAACCCCUCUUACUGGAGGGCGAUGUUCCUAUGGAACACACUCAGCAGUCUGAAGUGUUCGCCGCCAGCCGCAUUCCUGGCAAGAGCCGAGAUGAAAUUAAGGUCUAUCCAGAUAGCCUCCACGCCAUCAUCACCUGUGCCGGUGGAGCAUUCCCCGUUGACAUACUCUGGCGUCCCAGCACCGGUGGACCAGUUUCUGCACGGUCCUUUAUGGACAUCUACAAUCAACUGGCCCAGGUGAUGGAUCUGCCCAAGGCUGGGAAACAGAAAGAUCCCUCUCUCAUCUGCAGCCUCUCAACUCUGGAGCGCAAGUCCUGGGCUUCCCUCAGGGAAGAGAUUCUCAAGCAAGGAGGUGAUGUGCGAAAAUCCCUCGAGCUCAUGGAGAGCGCCAUCCUUACACUCUGUCUGGAAGAUAGUGACGCCCCCUCUGAAAUGGCUGACGUCCUCAAUGCAGUGAGGCUGGGAGGAGGAGGAGACACUCCAUGUCUGAGACAUUAUGACAAGGUCCUGAACCUUGUUGUGUUCAAAGACAGCACAGCCGGGAUGGUGUUCGAGCACAGCGCUGUGGAUGGAAUGAUAGCUUCUCUUGUGACUGAACGUGUGUACCAUCUGUCUGAGACCGUUGAUUUAAACGUUGUCAAUAAUGCCUUAGAAGACAUGACCAAGUCUGAGACAACAAACACUGUUCAUUCUGCAUGUCCAAAAGCCCUAGUGUUCCCCUUUGAAGGGAACCUCCAACAGAACCCUGUAUUGACAACAGACAAUCUAGUUCUCACUUUUGAUCUACCCUCAUAUCCUGAUGUGUUUUCUACCUUUAGAGGGCAGAGGGGCUUGUAUGAUGCUUGGGUCAACUUCUCUUUGCAGCUCUCCCUUUGGCAGACUCUUGGGGAGUCUGCUGCCAAACACAUGCUUGUCACACCUACACAUAUGCGGCACUACAAACAUGGUCGCUGUGAUCCCACGUACUCACUCACAAUGCACUCCCGGAAGUUAGUUAAUACCUUGGGAUCUCGCAUUGGUCCUGAUAACACCAUCCACUACACUAAUGACUUACUGCAGCUGUUCCAUUUUGCCUUUUUAGAGCACAAGAGCCUUAUCAGAAGCACCAAAACUGGCCAAGGUGUUGGUCCACACCUGGCUGCUCUGCGCCGGUCUUUACCAUUUGACAAUCCAUUAAGAAAAUUCCUGGAUCCCUUUGGUUGUCCAUCUGUAUACCUUACAGGUUCUGACAUGAUGGAAGGUGUAGAGUGUGGAGUAGGGAAUGCUUAUGCACAAGACCAACUUGCUGUAACCUACCUUGGAAAGAAAGAUAAGGUGCGACUUGUACUGAAUGGAAAGGGGACAUUUGCUGUUGCUCUGAAGGAGCUUCAAGAAAACUUCAAGAUGAGCUUGAAGUUGUUGAUGCUUUUAGCUGUUAGGUAUGCCAUCACAAGCCAAAUGGGGGCACUAGAUUGCCUGUUCAAACAACAAAAAACAGAGCAGAUGCUUCAAUGCCAAGAGAAUGUAGAGAAGGGCAAAUGUGCUAUUGACCCUGUAUCUGGCAUGAACUCUGACUACAUUCUUGUGAUUCAUGGUGGUGCUGGAGAGGAGAGUAUGCUGAACAGCAAAGUGACAGAGAUGAUUGAAUUUGCACUGCAAACAGCUUUAACCCUUGGGGCCCAAAUUCUUGAACAAGGUGGCAGUAGUCUGGAUGCUGUUCAGAGGUCUGUGGAAGCUUUGGAAGACUGCUUUUUGUUUAACGCAGGUAGAGGUUCAGUUUUCAACAAAGAUGGCAAAAAUGAAUUGGAAGCCACCAUUGUAGAUGGAAGUCAAAUGAGAUCAGGAUCUGUUGCUUGUGUGAAAAGUGUAAAAAACCCUAUCAAAGCAGCCAGAUGUGUAAUGGAGAAGAGCUCACAUGCACUGAUUGUUGGGGAAGGAGCUGAAGAGUUUCUGCAAGGGCUGAAGGACAAAGAAAAGCCAGUUGGGCCAGAGUAUUUUUACACUGAUAUACGUCACAAAGAGUUACUUGCAAACAUCAGUGGUGGAAAUGCCUCAAAAAACAACCACCCUCAGACAGUUGGAGCUGUGGCCUUUGAUCGUUGGAACACAUUGGCAGCUGCUACCUCAACAGGUGGGUUGGUGGGAAAAUUAAAAGGACGAGUAGGGGAUACUGCAGUAGUAGGAGCAGGGAUAUAUGCAGAUGACAAGGUAGCAAUUACCUGUUCUGGAGAUGGAGAUGUAUUUUUAAGAAGCAGUGUGGCAGAGAAAAUAGCCAGUCUAUACCACAACAAAGGCUAUAGCCUUAGACAGGCCUGCAAAGAAGUGAUAGCCCAAAAUCUGAAAGAUGUGUGUGCUGGCAUCAUUGCUGUGGACAAAAAGGGUGAUGCUGUCAUUGAAACAAAUGCUGGUGUGAUGUUUGUCGCCUCAAUUACUGGUGGUAUUUCCAGGGUAGAAGUUCUCAAGCCGAUGAAGAACUACAUCAAUGUGAUCUGGGAAACAGAAGAGCUGGUUGCUUACCUGAACCCAAACCCUUGGACUCCUGGGUCAACCAUUCUGGCUAGAAAAAGUCUGAGUGGGGCUAACAGUAUCUUUCAGUUGCCCACACCUGAUUUUGUAACUAUGUUACAAGGUGCAAAAACAGUAUCAAACUUGCUAUGUGAGCGACUGGGAGUACAACGUUGUGCCUUGAUUUGUAAUCCAAUCCCUGAUAAACCAGCACAAAUUAGAUUACUGCCACUUUAUGGAUUAGAACCAAACUGGCAACCUCAUCUUGCCAAAGAAGAGGAGUUCCACAGUUAUGAUACAGGCUUCUGUAACUCAAAAAGUGGCCCACGCUGGAAUGAUGAGGCACUGACUCAAGUUCAAGCCAAAAUCAGAAAUGCACUGCCUACACCAAAUGCACCAUUUUGCUUUGACUACUUUGGUGACCCUUCCAAUGAUAACCUGUUUAGCCGGAUUGUACGGGGAGAACAGCAACAAUGGAGAGUGUGGGAAGACAGUGAGCAUGUUGCUUUCCUUACACCAUACCCAAAUAGACCCGGUCUAACUGUUGUGGUACCGCGCAAGCCUCUGUCCAGUGACAUUUUCAGUCUACAAGAUCCAGACUACAAAACUCUCAUUUUGGCCACAUAUAAAGUUGCUCAACUGCUGCAGGAAGGAAUGAAGGCUUCAAGUGUUGCAAUGAUCUUUGAGGGGUUUGAGAUUGACCAUGCUCAUGUUAAGCUGGUGCCUCUGCUACCUUCACCAGAUGGGACAAAAGCUGCCGAGCUACAACCAGAAUUCUUCCAAACCUACCCUGGAUUUGUGUCAUCCUUGGAUGGCCCACCAGCUGGUGCUGAAUCUCUCAAAAACACACACUUGAAAAUCACCCAGUGCAGACCUCCUAAUUCAUGGAAAGAUCCUCAACUUCACUCCACUCUGGCUAUGAAAAGCCAGUGGUAUCGCAACCUGUUCCAAAUUCAAAACACUUUGUUCCACAGCACAGUGGAAUAUUUCCACAAUUCCUGCCAUUACUCUUACGCUCUGACCCCUCUCACCACAGACACCAUAUCUUCACCAAUGGGCCUGGGAUCCGACUCAGAGCCAGUGUCUGUAAGUCUGCUUGGUCAAGAUGUGUACCUGGCUGACUCAAUGCAGUUUGUUCUUGAAUACUUCCUUCGCUUUCAGGAGAACCUACCCGGAACCUAUUACAUAUCUCCAAGCUUUAGAGGGGAAGAUCCAGACACCACACACUUGAAUCAGUUCUACCAUGUAGAGUGUGAAUUGGUAGGGGACAUGGACAAUGCCAUUUCCAUUGCAGAGGGAUACUUGGUUCACCUCACCAAGUCUAUGUUGAAAAAUCACUCUGACAUAGUCCAGAACUCUGCUGGAACCUUAGCACACGUGACAAAAAUCCUGAGCAAAAUGGAAGGAAAAACUGGUCUUCCAAGAAUCCCUCUGGCUCAAGCCAUUUCCAUGAUGCCCUCUGCUGACUGCUUAGAAUGGGUGCAAGAUGGCCAACCCCUCUUUGGUAGGAAGCUAACUCGCAAAGGAGAGCACGUUUUAAUAGAGAAAUUUGGUGGUGCUGUAUGGCUAACUGAGAUGGACCACCUGGGAGUUCCCUUCUACCAGGCGUAUAUGGAGGGCACAGGACGGUCCAAAGCCAAAGCAGCAGACCUUUUGCUGGGGCUGGGUGAGACUGUUGGUCUUGGUGAACGCCACCCCACCGCUGAGGUGGUACGAGAAGCUCUCAGGCACCAUGCAGUACCAGAAGAGUCUUACAAAUGGUACAUUAGCAUGCGCAAAGUGAAACCUCUCCUCACCAGUGGAUGGGGCAUGGGGACAGAGCGCUAUUUGUGUUGGCUGCUUCAGCAUGAUGACGUUAGAGAUCUGCAUAUCAUACCAAGGAUGAAAGGAUUAAAGUACAUGCCCUGAUCAUACAAUUACUGCAAACAAUCAGGCCAACAGAUGUAAUAUAUUUGUGGUAACUGGUCCAAACUACAGUAUAAAGUAACAGUGUAGAUUCAAGGGUUCGCAAAUACAUCAGGGAUGCACCAUUUGUAACUUAGAUCCAAAUUUCUAUUCUUCAGCUUCUAAACAUGUUCUGUAGCCUUUUAUCUUGAUUAUUGAAGCUUGCAAAUAUUUUUAUAACUCAAUAAUACACUGGAUACAACUUACAAUGUAGUGAAGUUACACCAGAUUGAGUUGUGUUUCUUAUCGUUAAAGUGUCAAUUAAAUAAAACACAAAUUUACUUAUAAUCUGCUUUCAUCGCAUUAUGUUAGGACAGAUAACACCAAACAAAGUAACAGUUUUCAAAAUCAAGGAUAAGAAAUUUUUUGUUUUGUUUUAUUGAUGGUUGUGUUCAAAAAUCAUUAUUGUUGUCUGUCAUGUAAACCGGUUUCAUACUCAUGUUUUUGUCUUUUCUGCAGCUUGCCUUUUUAUGCAAAUGAUUGCUAUUUGAAUUAUGUAUCAUUGUAGCAAAUAUACAUUUGUCAGCAAUCUGAAUAACUUGGAGAUAUGUUUUGGCAUUUUCUGAAAAAAAAGAAAGUACAUUUUGUUUUUUUUUUGGUUUUUCUACUAGCUUUCACCAGUGUAAAAUUUUAUUGUUUCAUGGUGGAAUAAAAUUCUUUCCUUUGCAACAGUUUUCUGCAUAUCUGUAUUGACUUGCAAAACAGGUCAACAGCCAUCAAACAAUGCUAAGUCAUUUAACAUUUAUUAAAUUUUUUUCUCAGGGGAGGAUUGACCAAAAUUAUGACCAUUUUGAUGUUUUAUUCUAUUGAAAGGUUACCUAUAUCUGAGAAAGAUGCUGAAUACAGAGCACAACUGGAAGAAAGAAUUAAAGCGAUGGUGAAACACUUGAGAAUUGAACACUGAAACAUAGUCCUACAAAGUUUGUUUUUU